Drosophila takahashii is the source of this 736-nucleotide messenger RNA. The record is from RefSeq and is a predicted model, not a curated record. NCBI's taxonomy places the organism in Eukaryota, Metazoa, Arthropoda, Insecta, Diptera, Drosophilidae.
AUGGCAAAUGAUAAGGCCUAUUUGUGGGUUUUUCUCUCAUUAUCGUUUAGUUCUGGUUCUUACCUCUAGCGGAUAAUACGUCAAACUUAUGGAUCUUUAUUAUACGCCUCUCGGCAGUGGUUGCCGCACAGUUCUCAUGGUGGCAGAGGCUGUGGGAAUUGAGUUGAAUAAAAAGCACUUGGAUACCUCAAAGGGCGAGCACUUCAAGCCGGAGUUUCUGAAACUGAACCCCCAACACACCAUUCCUACUCUGGUUGAUAAUGGACUUUCUGUUUGGGAAUCACGAGCUAUUGCUGUCUAUUUGGUAGAGCAAUAUGGAAAAGACGACUCUCUUUAUCCCAAGGAUCCCAAGAUUCAAGCGGUAAUCAAUCAGCUUCUUUAUUUCGAUAUGGGAACCCUAUACGUUGCCUUGGCCCAUUACUAUUACAACGUUUUUGCCACGGGACAUUAUGGCACUGCAGAGGAUUUCAAGAAGGUGGAACAGAGCUUCGAUCUUUUAAAUACUUUUCUAGUGGAUCAGGACUAUUUAGCUGGUAACUGCCUCACCAUUGCGGAUAUUGCCAUUCUUGGCAGUGUUUCUACUUUCGAUGCUCUAGAAUUUGAUAUAGGCAAAUUUCCAAAUGUUUUUAAGUGGUACGCGAAUGACAAGGAAAUAACUCCUGGUUUUGAAGAAAAUUGGAAAGGAGCCCUUAAAUUAAAAACCAUAAUCGAGGAGAAAAAGAAUGCAGCGAAAUAA